Lachancea mirantina is the source of this 1401-nucleotide messenger RNA. The record is from the annotation of a GenBank genome assembly. Lineage: Eukaryota; Fungi; Ascomycota; Saccharomycetes; Saccharomycetales; Saccharomycetaceae.
AUGGGAAGGAUGAUCAAUGUUCGAAUUGCCCUCACAGCGAUUGUGAUUCUUCUUGUUCAGGCUGUUGCUGCAACGACACCUGCCAAUGGAUAUCCUCAAACCUGGGAAAACAUUGAUUAUAAGAGAAGAGUUGAUGUUAGCAAGUCAUACCUACAAGAAACGGCGGAGAUCCGCAUAAAAAACAUAGAUUCUAUUGCGAACGACAAGUACUACUUUGCAUUGCCUUCAUUUGUGGCUGAAACUUUGUCGUAUUUGUCUGCUUCUCUGAAGGAUGUCAAUGCUUUCAUUGAUAGCGGUAUAGUUCAUGACCAACCGGCUUCUGAAGAAAACUCUUUGACUUUUGCGUUGAUAACCUUGCCAGCAUCCGUCAGCCCAGGUGAUGAAAUUGAUAUCGUUGUACGCUUUGCGCACAAUACUGGUCGUAGACCAUUUCCAGAGCGUAUUGCCCUGGGUGAUCGCCAAACCAUGCUAAUCACCAUUGAUGAACUGCCACUUUCGAACUACGAAACUUUGCAUUACUCCAUCGAAUUUUCAGGUGCCUCUGAAUUUUCCCAUCAAGCUUCUGAAAACUCAAAACUCGCCCCAGUUUCAACAAAAGGCGGUUUAGCUCUCAAAACGAGCGCGAGCAUUCCGCCUUUCGAGCCAAGUCCGAUUUUCACGAUCUCUUAUCCUCAUGACGGGUCUUUUCCCAGGGUAAACAAUCUUGAAAGGGGUAUUUGGGCUUCGCAUUGGGCUGAAACUUUACAAUUUGAGGAAUACUUUGAGCUAGUCAAUGACGCCGCGCCACUGGAAAGUGGAUUUUCAAGAGCCGAUUAUAUGAAAAAGCAACUUGCUUUGAAAAAGGGCAAUCAUUUGGCAACUCUCGAGAUACCUCUACCUGCUGAGGCGUCGGACACAUACUUUACUGACCUGGUGGGUAUGGUUUCAACAUACCGCGUUUUUGGCGAUCGCCUUAUCUUGAAACCGAGAUAUCCUCUUUUCGGCGGCUGGAGAUUCAAUUUCACUAUAGGCUGGACAAACGCUUUAAGCCAGUUCUUGCAUGAAAGCAAAGAAGACGAGACUUACAUUUUGUCAGUGCCAAUUCUUGACGGGCCUGUUAACACGUUUUAUGACAACGUCAGUCUCUCGGUGUAUCUUCCAGAGGGCUCUCAAGUGGUACAGGUUGAAUCCCAAAUUCCUUUCCAUGCACAGGAGGUUUCGCACAAAAAGUCCUACUUUGACCUGCGUGAGGGGCACACGAAAAUCUCAAUUCAGUACAAAAAUAUGGUGGAUGAUUUGUCGAAGGGACAGCUUCUGGUAGUGUACAAACUAUCAUCCCAGUCCUUGUACAAAAAGCCUUUAUCGAUUGGUGCCUACAUUUUUUGUGCUUUGAUUGCCUUUUUCGUUCUAAAGAGCCAGUAA